Babjeviella inositovora NRRL Y-12698 is the source of this 1474-nucleotide messenger RNA. RefSeq lists its product as uncharacterized. NCBI's taxonomy places the organism in Eukaryota, Fungi, Ascomycota, Pichiomycetes, Serinales. Bases 1 to 1284 code for a protein of 427 amino acids. The transcript has a single exon. The record is from RefSeq and is a predicted model, not a curated record.
AUGACCUCCACUCAUACCCACACCCAGCACCCGCCGCAACACCAUGGCCACUUCAACCAUAACGCCUCUAGAAGACAUUCCACGACGUCGCCUUAUACGAUUCCCCCGAAAAACAACGUGUACAUACAGCAGCAGCAACAGCAGUACCAGGCUCAGCAGUACCAGGCCCACCCUCACCAAGCGUCCCCUCACACAGCUGGCCUGAUUCCAACCCACUUGUCCACCUCCGUUCCGCUUUUAUCGAGAGACUUUGUCGUCAGAAGAAUCUCUGAGGGCGAGUCUGGCAGGUUGAAGGAGGAGUUGAAGUGCGAGGCUUGCGGAAAGGGUUACAAGCAUAUCUCCUCUUUGGCCAAGCACUUGUGGGAGCAUACCCCGGAAUGGAACGUGACCAAGAAGUUGUUGAUCUCCAAGCAUCAACAGGUGCAGCUACUAGAAGCGGCUAGCAUCUUGGUGGCGAUGAAUGACAAGUUACCGGGCAGCGCCGCCACGUCGCGCAGAAACUCAUUGAUGCCAGACACUAUUAACGAAGAAGCGGUGGAAGACGAUACCCCCGUCGUACCUAAGCAGAAUUUGACUGUCUCCCAUGCACCAUUUUCGGCCCACGAAAGCAGCACCUUCAGCAAGUACUCCUUGGACAGAAACGGUGGUGUGCCAAAUACGGAAGGGCCAACAAUCGAGAACACCGGUCCGUUUAGUCCAAAUGCUCAGCACGAACAGUUCCAGCUCCACGCCCACAGUUCGGCGUCGCCGCCGCCAGUGCAUGACUCCCCUCGUGGCAGCUACUACUCCGCUAAAAACACUCCUCGUAUGAACUAUCGCAAAUCGUCCUUCUCCCAGUACCCACCACGGUUCGAUGCGGCUACCGACUACUCCUCCUCUCCAACUACGAAGGGUAGCGACUUGCCCCACCACUUGCGUAAGUUGUCCGUUGCCAAUACCACCGCCAUCAACGGCAACGGUUUGAACGGAGGUUCAUACAUGGACGUCCCUGCGGUCCCUAACGGCCAUUUCCACCCGGGCAGCUUGCCAAACAAUGAAGCCUACCACCUUCAGCGCCAGCUGCCCCAACCGCCUGCGUUUGACUUCAAGUCUCCUUCUUUUAAGUCCAAGCCAGUUCGAGUAAACGGGUUGAUGAACCCUAUUAGCGACGACGAUGGCAGAGAGGAACUCGAACCGACCAUCUCUGGUAGACGAGGUAGUUCAAGCGGAGACGGAAGCAAGAUGGUGCAUUCUCCGCGGGAGUCUACUUACGAUGACGAUGAUGUUUUUGGCAUGGAUGCUUAGCCCUGGAAUUUUGUUUUACGUUACGCUGGUUUUUAAGGCGCAUUUUUUCUUCUUCUUUCGAUAUUGGAUUCUAAAUGAGCCAAUAUCUGUGCUAUAGAUAAGCUAGUUACUAGUUAAAAAUACUCUACUAUACAAAAGGGCACUCCUUGUUGUACAGUUAAUGUUCUGCUCCGAUUUUCAUGUUUAUUUC